This is a messenger RNA of Echinostoma caproni, 762 nucleotides long. Lineage: Eukaryota; Metazoa; Platyhelminthes; Trematoda; Plagiorchiida; Echinostomatidae. The record is from the annotation of a GenBank genome assembly.
AUGCUGAUAGAACCUCCGUUUCUUUGGGAUCCGGAUAAACCAGAUGCUUUCGGUUGGACAGCAAUGCAGUUGGCCGAAGCUUUGAACAAUAUACACACUAUGUAUCCGUUAGCCUGUGCAUCCCGCGAAUUACGACAUUUUGAACCCUUGGUAUUGAACAAGGAGAAUCACUUGAUCACCACUCGCCUAUUUUGGCCACAAGAUAUGAUGGUUUACACAUUCCUGAAAUCCCCGAUAUCUACGAGGCGAGCUCGAACGCGUAACCGCAUUCCACUGGAGACCCCUUGGCAAUUGUCCCGUGGAGGACCAGAGCUUUUCGGUUCACAUUUGGCUUUACUGUUUGAACUGCUUCUUUCUGAAAGCCCUCCGCUCCCCCGUGGUGACUGGGACCAUGAUCAAGUUGAGCCACUGGUUACCUGGCCCAUCCGUAUGGCACCUUUGCGAAACCGAGAAGGCCACACACCCGACUGUACCAACUAUCCAAAUUGCUUGUCUACGCAUUGGUUACAACCAGCUUUAACAGACACUCAAGCCCACAUAUAUCCGAACUACGCAAAGAUUCUGGGAGAAUUGAACUUACCCGCAGAAAUUUUCGAUUUUCUGUUGUAUCGUGAUUUGUGGCCUGUGCAAAAUAGGAAGGAAACGAUCGAACAGGAAGAGGAGCCUGUAGCCAAGCGGGCAUGUUUCUACAAAUGGACCGAACAGUUUGGCGUUGGUCUACGCAUUGCGCAUGGUUUCAUUCCACUAUCCGCGGAUUCGUGA